AAUGCUGAGAAAGUUGUUGCGAAGGAGACUUUUCUCUUAUCCCACUAAAUACUACUUCUUGCUUCUUGUUUUUUCCCUUGUCACCUUCUCUGUUUUAAGAAUUCAUCAGAAGCCCGAAUUUGUAAGUGUGGGGCAUUUGGAGCUGGUGGGGGAGAAUCCUAAUAGUAAUAUUAACUGCACCAAAGUUUUACAGGGUGAUGUAGAUGAAAUCCAAAAGGUACAGCUUGAAAUUCUAACCGUGAAAGUUAGGCAGCGCCCUCGAUGGACAACCAGUGACUAUAUAAACAUGACCAGAGAUUGUAACUCAUUCAUCAAGAGGCGCAAAUAUAUCGUUGAACCCCUUAGUAAGGAAGAGGCAGAGUUUCCCAUUGCCUAUUCCAUAGUGGUUCAUCACAAAAUCGAGAUGGUUGACAGGCUCCUGAGGGCCAUCUACAUGCCUCAGAAUUUGUACUGCAUUCACGUGGACAAAAAAUCCGAGGAGUCCUUUCUGGCCGCGGUGAUGGGCAUUGCCUCCUGCUUCAGUAAUGUCUUCGUGGCCAGUCAGCUGGAGAGUGUGGUAUAUGCCUCAUGGAGCCGGGUCCAGGCCGACCUCAACUGCAUGCAGGAUCUCUACCAGAUGAGUGCACACUGGAAGUACUUGAUAAAUCUUUGCGGUAUGGAUUUUCCUAUUAAAACCAACCUGGAAAUUGUCCGGAAGCUCAACUCGUUAAUGGGUGAAAACAACCUAGAGAGCGAGAGAAUGCCAUCCAAUAAAAAAGAAAGGUGGAAAAAGCAUUAUACAGUUGUUAAUGGGAAGCUGACCAACACGGGAACUGACAAAACGCACCCCCCUCUCGAAACACCUCUGUUUUCAGGCAGUGCCUAUUUUGUGGUCAGCAGGAAGUAUGUGGAGUACGUGCUGGAGAAUGAAAAAAUCCAGAAGUUUAUGGAGUGGGCAAAAGACACAUACAGUCCUGAUGAGUAUCUCUGGGCCACUAUCCAGAGGAUCCCCGAAGUCCCCGGCUCGCUGCCCUUAAGCCAGAAGUAUGACAUGUCUGACAUGCAUGCCAUCGCGAGGUUCGUCAAGUGGCAGUACUUUGAAGGUGAUGUUUCCAAGGGUGCCCCCUACCCGCCCUGCAGCGGGGUCCAUGUGCGCUCCGUGUGUGUUUUCGGAGCAGGUGACCUGAACUGGAUGCUACGCAAGCACCACUUGUUCGCCAACAAGUUUGACACCGACACUGACCUCUUUGCCAUCCAGUGUCUGGAUGAGCAUCUGAGACAUAAAGCCCUGGAGACAUUGAAACAUUGACUCUUCGUUGUAGGCAACUUGAGAAGUAAGACACAUGUGUGAAGCGCACCCCCUCUGACUCUUCCAUCUUGCUAAUACACAUCAGAGAAACUAUAGGGGAUGCUCUUUGGGGGGUGGAGGGGACUCCUGCUGCGCCCGUCCUCCGAGCUAUGCGGCUUUGGAGCACAGUGGGUUCGAAAGGUUAUAGCAUCAAAUAUUGACCUAGACUUAGCGUGGGGCCAGGGGAGGCGGUGAGUGGCCCAGGUGGCUGGGGGAAGACACAGUACAAAAACCAGCCUGUUAAAGAGCUCAGGGACUUAACAAAAUGAUUUCGUCUGUGCCAAAAUUCCUUCGAGAGCUUUAAAUAUGACAGUUUUCUUGAUUUGAAUAAAUUUAUAGCAACAACCGAGUGUAAGGAUAUAGUUUAUCCUGCAGGAUUUGUUCGGUGAAAUAGAAAUUGGACUUUAAGUGAUCGUUGUGAAUACUUUAUUGCUAUAACGUUAUGCUGUGUAAUUGUAUAUCAGUAUGUGUCAUCUCAGGGAACUUGAAAAAGUGGGCUUGAUUGAUCGUGAAUCUGACUAAUUUUCCCUUCUAACAAUGGAUAGAUGUUUUUUAAAACAACAAAAAAAGUGGCGAUGUUUAGUUGAUUCUGUGAAUCAUCUUAGCUUAUUAGAAAAGAUAUCUUAGGUUAUUUAAAAAGUUAAGAU
This is a messenger RNA of Hyaena hyaena (striped hyena), 1974 nucleotides long. Its product is annotated as beta-1,3-galactosyl-O-glycosyl-glycoprotein beta-1,6-N-acetylglucosaminyltransferase. The transcript has a single exon. Lineage: Eukaryota; Metazoa; Chordata; Mammalia; Carnivora; Hyaenidae. Gene Ontology annotation, cellular component: membrane. The record is from RefSeq and is a predicted model, not a curated record. The coding region runs from base 2 to 1288 and encodes 428 amino acids. Gene Ontology annotation, molecular function: beta-1,3-galactosyl-O-glycosyl-glycoprotein beta-1,6-N-acetylglucosaminyltransferase activity.